CUGUAGUCAGGGACUUGAAUAGGUUUCACUAUAUCAAGAAAGCAGGGAAAUGUUCGUGCAAUGACUACUGGUGAGUGGUGAUCUUGAUAAACACAUCGGAUGAAGAAAGUGGUUUCAUGUUAUUAUUGUUGAAUUCAAAGAACAUAAGCUUCAUCUGUGAAAAAUUUUACAGCAACUGUCCGUUUUGUGAAGUACUGAUGAUUUCGGCACAGCAGUAAAUCAGAUCUUUUUUCUUUCAGUUUUUCGUUGUUGCUUGUUUUACCGAUUGAUCAAGCCAGUCACCCCGUCAUCGACACACCAGCAAUGGGUUUGACUGGUGGACUGAGCAGAAAUAUUGUUGAAGAAAAUAGGAAUGGUGGUUUUGAGUGUUAAGUAAACAUCUAGGCCUCUAAACCUCAUAAUUCGAAGAUUUCUCAGCAAUUCCUUCUUAAUCAAAAUUUAAGUAAUGGUGAGCAUUCCGGAGGAUAUUAUAUCAGACAUCCUUGUUAGGUUGCCAGCGAAGUCGAUUGGGCGGUUCAGGUGUGUAUCAAAGGCAUGGUACAAGUUAUUGAAAGGCAGUGAGUUUGUUAAAAUGCAUCUUAAUCAUGCUAAUGAGAUGAACAAGUUUAAUAUCACGCACCAUAAUUUUACUGAAUUCCACACCAUAGGUUAUGAUCCAUCAUCAUCAACAUGUAGUGAUCUUGUUAGUACUGUCAAUUGCCCUUUAUCAUCUGAUGAUUAUCGUGGAUACGGAUUUUGGGGGUCUUGUAAUGGUUUGGUUUGUUUAACUUGUUGUGAUGCUAGAGAGAUUAAUCCUCCUAGCAUUGUUGUCAUCUGGAACCCGUGUACUAACGAGUAUAAGAAGUUACCAAUAUCACCAAGUGAAGACUCCAUCCAUAGAGUAUCACCAACUGUGAGGUUCGGUUUAUUAGUACGUUAUGGAUUUAUUUAUGAUUACAAGAUGGAUGACUUCAAAGUUGUAAGUCUAGGGAUUUAUAAUGAUAAGUAUCUUUGUGAGAUCCAUGUCUACACGUUAUCAUCAAAUUCAUGGAGAAGACUUGAGGACAUCCAUUAUGAUCUUCAUAACCAUUACGUUACACCUGAAUUUUCUAGGGUGCCUGUUAAUGGAGCUCUUCACUGGAAAGCAUUUCGUGAACCAAGGGGAAAGAAAACUGAAGUUAUCCUUUCUUUCAAUGCGGAGAAAGAGAUAUCUGAAGAGAUCCAAAUGCCUAGCUUGUUUGAUGGAAUGUAUUGUACAACUUUGUGUGUGUUAAAAGAGUCUCUUUGCUUACUUGGUUAUGUUUCUUUGUUAUGGGUCGAGUUAUGGGAGUUGAACGACUGCGGAGUGAAAGAUUCUUGGACUAGAAUUUUCAACAUCGACAUACAAAAGCUUUUCGGGCAUGUGGCACAUUUGACACCCUUGCGAUCUUUUGAGAACGAUGAGAUUCUGUUUGGAAUGGACAGGAAUAAUGCGUUUAAUGUGGUUUUAUAUGAUCCAGUGAAUGACACAACUAGAGCUGUUGAGGUUCAUGAUGGUAUGAAAACAUUCUCAUAUUGUCUUUCUGUAUACAAAGAGAGCUUAGUUUCUCCCAACUCGGGUACUUAUUCGAGGCAGGCGGAAAUAGAUGAAGGAAUUGAUUCAGAUUCACUCUUGCAAGAGGAAGGUGGUUCAUGAUGGUAUGAAAAUAUAUGUUUAGGUGUUUGAUGUAUGCCCCCGCCUGAUUUCAUAUCAGCCAAACUCUUUAACUUUUGUAUUUCCUACACCAUCUUUUUUCUCCAUCUUAUAUAGGUAUCCUCUUUAUUGCAUCCAGUACGAAUUUUUCAAAAAGAAGCUUAAACUCUUUCCAAGUUUAAGAAUUUC
Molecule: messenger RNA, 1840 nt
Organism: Papaver somniferum (opium poppy)
Lineage: Eukaryota; Viridiplantae; Streptophyta; Magnoliopsida; Ranunculales; Papaveraceae
Product: F-box/kelch-repeat protein At3g06240-like
Exons: 2
Coding region: 446-1654 (402 amino acids)
Molecular function (GO): protein binding
Source: RefSeq, a predicted model, not a curated record